Molecule: messenger RNA, 1347 nt
Organism: Dicentrarchus labrax (European seabass)
Lineage: Eukaryota; Metazoa; Chordata; Actinopteri; Moronidae
Product: GTPase IMAP family member 9-like
Exons: 2
Coding region: 63-878 (271 amino acids)
Molecular function (GO): GTP binding
Source: RefSeq, a predicted model, not a curated record
UUCACCAACAAGACAUCAACAGCAUCAAGACAUCACAGAUCAACUGCUUUUACAAGACAAAGAUGGCCAGCAAACUUCUUCAGCCUCAUUCAGAGGAGUCGGAGGUGAGGAUUGUGCUCUUGGGAAAGACUGGAGUUGGGAAGAGUGCGUCAGGAAACACCAUCCUUGGGAGGGAUGAGUUCAAGUCUAAACGGUCUUCUGAAUCUGUGACAGGAAAGUCUGAGUGUAAGACCAGAGAGAUUGAUGGAAAGAAACUGGUUGUUGUUGAUACUCCAGGUCUGUUUCAUACACACAAAAAUCAGAAAGAUCUGCAGAAAGAGAUGCAACAAUGCAUUUUAUCAUUAACCCCCGGUCCUCAUGUGUUCAUAUUGGUGCUACAGACACAUGACUUCUUUCCAGAAGAUGAAGAAGUGUUAAAAAAAUUUAAGCAACUCUUCCAAAAUGCAGCAAAGCAUACUAUUGUCCUGUUCACCGAUUGUGGUAGUGAUGGUAAGGUUCAGGACUUCAUUAAAGACAACAAUGUUCUUAAAACGUUCAUCAAGGAGUCCUGUAAGGCAUAUCAUGCCUUCAACAAUAAAAGCGAGGAUAAGGAGUCCCAAGCUGCCGGCCUACUGGAGAAGAUCGACAACAUGGUCAAGGAAAAUGGAGGCUGCUACAGCAAUGAAAUGUUUGAAGAAGCUUUGGCUGCCUUAACAGAAGUAAUGAAAGAACCUGAGAUAAAAAAGAUCAAAAGUGAUCGCAUGGCAGUAUUGGCAUAUUUGGAGACCAAAAUCGUUGAGGGUCUAGAUAACAUAGAAAAAGAAUAUCCAGGUGUGAAACGUUUCCUUGAUAUUAUCAUAAACAAGGUGACUGAACUCAUGCCACCUGAAGGUAUCUGAUCUGAUUAGUCAGAGAUCAUCAAAGUCCUUAAAAACAGAACAGUGGUGAAAGGGUGUACAUUUUAUUUUUAACAGAAAGAAUCUUAAACAAUACACUGUUUUUUAAAUGCAGAACACGUGCAAAUACUUUAUUCAUCGUUUGUGGACAGUUGAUACAUGGAACAUUAUUCAAAAUUAUUGUUUGAGUGAAUAAUUGACAGUGUGACAUUGUAACAAAUUGAAUUGAUCUGUAAAGGCUUUGAUAGCCCUGAAAUUAUAUUGUUUAUAGAUAAUUUUAGCUCUGUGUUAUACAGUUAUCCUGAAGAACUAUUGACAUCUUCAUGUAUUUGCUUUUAUAUGUGGUGUUGGUUGUAUCACUGAUUACAUUUUUUAUUGUCUGAAUUAAAAAUCCAGGGUCAAUUUUAAUUCUCUGUGCAUCCCUGGUAUUUUAUGUUAAAUCAUACAAAUACAUUAAAGUUUGUCUAAUCAA